AGCCAAUUAUACGAAUUCCGUAACGCAAUCACCUUCAAAUUUGGGGAAAUUUCUAUCCUCAGAAACCCUAAUUUAGAAAACCAGGAGAUUGAAGACAUGGUUGGCCACGUUUCAAUGGAAAUGGCGAAGACGGUGAUUGAGGUAGCUGACGUGGCGUGGACCGCCGUCGAGAGCUGCCACCACCACCGCCACCACGACGCUCCGAAGCCAUCGCCGCCAGAAUCCAAAGAAGGAGCUGAUUUGGAUAUCGAAUGCACACGAGCGGAAAACGAACGCCUUCGUCUAUUGCUCGAGAAAAAUCUCAAUCUUCUACAGGAGAUAUCGAGUUCACCUACUUUGAUGCAUAAUUGCCCCUCCGAUCUCAAUGAUCGGAUUUUGAGUGCUGUUAAGUCAGAGAGCUUCUUAAAUGAGCUUGAUUUGCUCCGUCAAAACUCAACUUGCACAUUUCCUUUCGAUGAGCCAUCAGGCGCGGAUUUGGAGAAAGCUGAAGUAUUGAUAAAAAUGGAUCACGAUGAGCCAAGCUGGUGGCUGUGGGUCUCCGAUGAUAUGGUCCAUAAAAACACUGAAGAGAAGAGUGGAAUCGACAAUGAAAAUUAUGUAAUUGUAACUGAGGAGCAUGUGGUGGAUGGAAUUGCUACCUUUUUGGCUAGAUGCAUAUUGGCGAAUCCAAAAUCUGUGAAUUUGACUCCUUCGGAGCUACAGAAAGCCAUGAUGAAAGCGCUGAAAGGCAUGAAUAAAUUCGAGAAAAUGCUAGACAUUUGGCACGCAGGGAUGUUAUUUUACACCCUAGCCAUGUGGGGUCUUACACUAGCGAGUUUAUACCAAGGUCGUGCUAUUCUGAGACUCGCUGCACUUGGGGUUCACCACUCGAGCAAAGCAGCUCUGAAGAUCCUGUAAGAAUUGGACGUAUGGCGAUUGUAAUGACUUUACUUUCUUCAAAUGUGUACAUGUGUAAAAAAUGGUUGCAAGAAUUGGAUUGCUCUUGUAGUCGUGUAUGUUCCUAUUA
This is a messenger RNA of Salvia hispanica, 1006 nucleotides long. RefSeq lists its product as uncharacterized. Lineage: Eukaryota; Viridiplantae; Streptophyta; Magnoliopsida; Lamiales; Lamiaceae. The record is from RefSeq and is a predicted model, not a curated record.